AUGAAGAAAAAAUCAUCUUUGUUAAAGGAGCAGCCUUCUGGAUCUGUUCCUGACUGCCUUUUGUGGGAGUUGGUGAGAAACAAUCAUGCUCAUUUGAAGAAGACUACUACAAUGAAUUUUUCAUUGGAAUCUCACAAUGUAGUUUCACUACAUUCUCCUAAAUAUACUGGUUAUGCUCACAAGCCACUGGUCGAUGUUAACUUGAACACUAACGGAUCACUCGUUCAUUAUAAGACUAGGAAUCUUGCAAAUACAAGGCGUCCAUCCACUAAGAGUUUCCAGAAAACAUUGCCAAAGUCGUCAUUGUUUCUUAACUACUUGAGGAAAUCUCUAAGGAAGCACAGACCUGAUUUACUCAACCCUGUUCUAAAGAAGUUUACAUUGCUUUCAAGAUACAGUACUGACGAGAAACAGGAAUCAUAA
Messenger RNA from Theileria orientalis strain Shintoku, 423 nucleotides. RefSeq names its product 60S ribosomal protein L28. The coding region runs from base 1 to 423 and encodes 140 amino acids. The transcript is spliced from 3 exons. The record is from RefSeq and is a predicted model, not a curated record. Lineage: Eukaryota; Apicomplexa; Aconoidasida; Piroplasmida; Theileriidae.